CUCCUUAUAAGUUGGUUUUACUAAAAUCAAUUUCAAUUUGAGAUUAAUCGAAAAUCCAACUAGAGUGACUGCGGGAAUUUGUCGGAGACGAAAAAAUUACCGCCGGAUAGAGACUCUCGACGGGCUGGAAGGCUCUCCCAUCGGAAAAAUCAUUCUCUGAAGGGCGGCGGUUUCAUCGAAGGCACAGAUUGCGCCGUCCUCUCAUUUGUCCAUCUUUUUUUUCACGCUUUAUUGUCAAGCUCUUCUAACGUGUUGAAUCAAAAGGUUUUGGAAACACAUGAAGUUUCACUUGUGAGGUUAAUUUAUUCUUGCUGGCUUACUGAAAGUACAGAAAUUGGCAAGCCGUAUUAUGAGCCAUGUGCUCUAAAGAGAUGGUCACUUGUAGGUAACAGCAUGUCGAGCGAGUCGCAUGAGGGAUACAGGAAGCUCGUAAAUGAGGUCGUGAAAGGACGAGACCAAGUGCAGCAUCUCAGAGAUGCUGCUUUUGUUACUUUUUCUGAUGGAAAACAAGGGAAAGCUCUGGAUAAAAUGCUGACUUCUUAUGACGAAGCUCUGUCGAUUCUUGAUGAAUUAAUGUCCAUGCCCGAGAACAUAGAAGAUUCCCUCGACCAUGUUUUCACCCAUGAAAUCCCGUCAGAUGGUAGUUCAAAGAGAAGGCGUACAAACGUAGAUACACGGGUAGUAUCAAUCUCUGAUUUGUCGCGUGACGAUGGAUACACUUGGUGCAAGUACGGCCAGAAAUUGAUUUUGAAUAGCGAAUAUCCAAGAUCAUAUUUCAGAUGUGGGCGUAAGUACAGUCAACGCUGUCGGGCUGUAAAAACUGUUCAGAGGAUUCGCACUGAACCAUGUGAAUUCAGGGUAGAAUACAUACAUUCUCAUACCUGCACGAGGCAAAACAUGGAUAACAUGGAGGAACAAGUUUGAUGUAAUUGCCUCUUUAAAUUUGUAUAAUAUCGUGUUUGGUACGGUAAGAAUUAUAUGUGCAUGUAAUCGGUGUUCACUUAUCACCAUGUUUUAUGGCAUUUAUAUCGAUGCUUGUGUGUGUGUGUGUGUGUCUGCAAAGCCUCAGGUUUUAGUCUUUCUAAUUCCAGUUUGCAUUAUGAUUGUCUGUGAGUCUGUGAGUUUGCAGGCCCUGGCCACAAUUGUUUACCUUAGAAAUUGUUAUUAAUGACAACUAAAUAUGUAAAGGUGAUUGCAAAUUUUCAUGAUAUCUUGC
This is a messenger RNA of Striga asiatica, 1216 nucleotides long. The record is from the annotation of a GenBank genome assembly. Lineage: Eukaryota; Viridiplantae; Streptophyta; Magnoliopsida; Lamiales; Orobanchaceae.